AUGGCGGCCGCGCCGGCGCAUCUCCACGUCGAAUCCAUACAGACCGCGAUCCCGAUACGCAUCGCGGUGGAGCGCGGCCGGACGCUUCCCAUCGCCGUGUCCGGAACGCCGCCGAUCACCGCUGAGGAGCUGCAGCGCCGGUUCCGCGUGGUGCUCUACUACCGCGACGCGGACGGCGAUCACCGGCCGGACGACGAGGCGAGGGCGCGGCUCGAGCAGGCUACGUGGGUGCAGGAGGCGCUCAGCGCGGCGCUGUCCGACGAGCCGAAGAUGGCUGGGCGGCUGCGGCGGCGCUCCCGCGGUGACGGCCCGUGGGAGGUGAAGCUGAACGACUCGGGCUUGCGGCUGCUCACGGCGUCGGCGGACACGACCAUGGCAGCGUUCCUGGAGGCCGGUGACCGGGGGAGCAAGGAGGCCGCGCUGGCUCUGUGGACCGACGUGGACACGCAGGACCCCGAGAUGUGUGCACCGUUCUUCAUGCAGUUGACAUGGUUCAGCGACGGCGGCUACGCCAUCGGCGCGUGCUGCAGCCUGCUCCACGCCGACCCGCUGUCUCUGAUCAACUUCCUCAAGACGUGGGCUCGAGCGCACGCCGAAGUGCAGCAGCAGAGCAAGCUCGUCCUCAACCCGGUGAUCCGGUACACGCGCUAUUUCCGCAGCCCGCGCGCCGCCACCAAGCGCCUCAGGUCCUUUCCCCUCGUCCCCACGGCCGACGGCGCCACCACGACGACAACCGUGCUCUUCAGGAUCGUCGGCGAUGAUGCGCCGGCAGACCGCGGCGCGCUCGCCGAUGCGUGCGUCGCCCAGGCCAGCGAGAAGCUGGGGCUCGAGAGGCCGGCGCGGUUCACGGUUCUCGCCGGCGACGGCUUGGGAGGGCUGAACGUCGUGCGCGCGUCCAAACCGGGAGUUGACGGAGAGACCACGCCGCAGUGUCCUGUCCAGGAGCUUCGAGUCGCAUGCUGGAACGAGGCCGGUCUCGAGGAGGUCGUGCUGGAUGGGUGCAAGCCUCUGCACGUCUCGUGCGAUAUCGUCUCGCCUUGCGCCGACGAGGGGCUUGUCGUUGUGAUGCCGGCAGCGGCAGGGUGUGCCGAGUUCUUCAUCAGUGCAACUAUUCCGAGCUAG
Molecule: messenger RNA, 1122 nt
Organism: Lolium rigidum
Lineage: Eukaryota; Viridiplantae; Streptophyta; Magnoliopsida; Poales; Poaceae
Exons: 2
Coding region: 1-1122 (373 amino acids)
Molecular function (GO): acyltransferase activity, transferring groups other than amino-acyl groups
Source: RefSeq, a predicted model, not a curated record